This is a messenger RNA of Musca vetustissima, 1824 nucleotides long. RefSeq lists its product as uncharacterized. The transcript is spliced from 6 exons. Bases 122 to 1777 code for a protein of 551 amino acids. The record is from RefSeq and is a predicted model, not a curated record. Gene Ontology annotation, molecular function: zinc ion binding. Lineage: Eukaryota; Metazoa; Arthropoda; Insecta; Diptera; Muscidae.
UAAUAAACAUACAUAUAUUUUUUCCAAGCUAAAAUGUGUUUAAUGUAAUAGCGGAAAUUUCUAUUUUCAAUAAAUGGAAUUGUGAAAUUUUCGAAACGAAAAGUAAUUGUCCUCAUAUAGCAUGUUACCAAGUUUUCACAACUUAAUGAGGUGCUCUACGAGCGUACUGCAGCAUCAAACUACCGCUGGUACAUCCAGCAAUGGUGUACCCCAACCAUUCACCGAAAAUCAUGACGAUCUCAAUUCGGCCACCUGUUCCGGCAGGGGUGACUGCUUAAAUGGCACCUGCUUGUGUGAAAUACGCUAUGCGGGUGAUGAGUGUAGCGGUUUCAAUUUGCCCUACUAUGCCGGCAUAUCGGGUGUAUUCUAUUUUGUGGCAUUGGUCUCUGUUAUACAAUUGUUCAUAUGCAUUGUGGCGGAAUAUCAACGACUGAAACAGCCAUCGGUAUUAAGGGCAUGUCGUAUAACCACACAAAAAAUGUUAUAUUUCAUGGUUUUUGUGGCUGCGUCUUUGAGAGGUGCAUAUUUUACUACACCGUUGGAUUUGCAACCGCAGUGGGCAGUGACACUAAUGUCGGCAUACUAUCCCCUGUUGAUGUCCUGCGCUUCUUUAAUUGUUUGUAUGUGGGCUGAGAUUUUCCAUUUGCGUGAUAUUCGCUGGGAGAAAUCACAAUUUCUAUCGAAAAGCUUUCUGGGAUUUAUCGCCUUCAAUUUCCUGCUGUACAGUCUAUAUGGUGUAGAAGUAUUUUCGUCCCUCAUCAAUUCGAAGCGUGAGACAUAUGCCCAUAUAUUCAAUGGUUGUUACGCCGCCCUUCUGCUAAUAGUUGUGGUCUUCUUCCUUAUUUAUGGCGUUGAAGUGUUCUUUAAACUGCGUGGUGGUUUUGUAUACGAUCAAACGGGAAAGAUUUUGGGGCCCAGUGAAGCUAUAGUCAAUGCGUCCCAACUGCACCAGUCUCGCUUGGGUCUUCUAUCACAAGCCAUUAUGCUAAUAGUGAUUGUGGGUUUUUUGACUUCGGAAACUUUGGGAGAUUUUUGGAAAACAAAAGUUCCAGUUUAUUCUCGUAAUUGGCAUGAUAUAGUCUUUCGCAUUGUCGAAAUUGGUGUUGCUCUGUGGUUUCCCUGUUGCUUGUGGAACUCCAUGGCUCCCGAACAAUUAUGGAUUUUAAAUCCUCGCAAACUUAUAUCUCGCCAAAUCGAUCCGUCGAUACCUACAAUGUCGGCGGAAACGAAAACUCUUUCACCCGAAGAAGGCCAAUCAUUUCUGAACAAAAAGGAUUGCUGGAUAUGCUAUGACAGCGAUAAGCCCGAACCACUAAUUCAGCCCUGCCGUUGCACCGGAGAUGUCUCCUCAGUCCAUCAUGAAUGCCUAAAACGUUGGCUAGUCGAAAGCUGUAGCACUUCCGAAGCUCAAUUGUCUUGUAAAGUGUGCGGCUUUCCUUAUGAAAUAGAGAAAACAAAAAAGCUCGAUUGGGAAAAGGGCUUCACCAUACAGCACUGGUCAAAAACUGUCAUUCUAAUAACGCUAAUGUGUGUGGCAGGUGCCUCGGCCUGGGUUGUCAUACAAAUGUAUGUUGAUCCCCUGAUUCGUGUCAUGACCGUUGGCAUUGCUGUCCUUAUCGGUUAUGUAUGCAUCAAGUGUUUAGGUGAGAAUACUGUGGUAGCCUACCAACGUGCCAAAGUGAGCAGCAUUAAUAUUGUCACAAAAUCCGAAAUGGAAAAAUUACACACCAUCUGUGAAGAUGUCAGCACGGCUGAUACCCCCAAUUCGUCCUCGUAAAAAUGUGGUUAAACAAUAUUCUUUGUGACUGACGACAUCGGAUGUCA